GCGUGCAUUUCUCAAAAAGCUUUCAUAUCGAUCAAUAGAGAGGAAACUCUCUGGACAACUGAAAAGUCACGAAAAUCUCACUGUUAUUUUCACAUAAUUUCUUCUUUUGGAAUCACUGAAAGAUCAGCACGUUGUCUUCCAAAUAUGCACGAUAAUAACACUGUUUGGGGAAAAGAUACGUCCCCUACAGACUCAUAAAACAGCUGAGAGGCAAAGCAAGAAGAUACAUGCUGUCAGCUGUGGAGGGAAGUAGCGACCUGGCUUUGGUUGGAGUUUCACAAUCCCUUUACUUCAGCACCGGCGGGGAUGGACAGCGCCUCUGGACACAGCUGUAGCCAUCCAGGCAGAUCUACAUUGACUAUUCUCUUGCUGCGGUUGCUGCUGUUGCUGCUACAGACUCCUGGGCUCCUCAGUCCUUACUGCUAAAAGGCGGUGCUCCAGGAGACCACCCCCAUCCCGCUCCCACUUUUUUUUUUGACGGACAAAAAAGUAGCCCUCCCCAUAACCCUGGUGCAACUACCUAAAGGGUGGUGGAGUUAGCUUGCUUGUGAGUUUAAGCUCUCUGAAGAAACUUCAAGACUAACCUUUUGUACAGGGAUUGGAGGGGAAGGUAAAAAAAAAAAGAGAGAGAGAGAGAGAGAGGAGAGGAAGUUCCUGGAAGCUUUGAAAAACUAUGGGCUCUGUGGUUGGGGUAGAGAUACCGGAAGGUCUAAAAUUUUCGAAAUAAACAAGAUGUUCCUGCGUGGAUUUCAAGUAUUUUGGAAUUAUCUUUUGGAGACAAGAAUCUAGAGAUCCACAGGACACGUUAGAGACACUGAAAGUCCUUCUGAUUCCAGCACAUUGGCAAUGUUUCAGAUUUCAUGAGCUGGGAAUGGUGCGUGGUGAAGAGAUGUUCAGAAAAUUCCUAGACUCCUGGGACGUAGAAAAAUAAGUCAAGAACUCCAUUAUCAGAAUUGGAGAACACAGGAGCAAAGUAUAAGCAUUGAAAUUGGAGACAGAAAAUCUGUCAUCUUUUCCUGGCUCUUCCAUUGACUGGCACAUGCUCCUGGAUGAGAAAACUGAGGCCUAAAGAAUUAAGAUGAUUUGACCAGGAUCAUACAGCUGCUAAUACCUUUACUGUGCCAUAGCACAUGGAUUUCAGGACUAGCUGUGAAGAGACAAAGACAGGAAUUUGUUUGCUGCAGGAUGGUAAUCAGGAGCCUUUCAAAGUGCGACUGCACCUAGCCAAAGAUAUUUUGAUGAUCCAGGAGCAGGAUGUGAUAUGUGUGUCUGGCGAGCCUUUCUAUUCUGGUGAAAGAACGGUGACCAUUAGAAGACAAACUGUAGGAGGAUUUGGAUUAAGCAUAAAGGGAGGAGCAGAACAUAACAUUCCAGUUGUAAUUUCAAAAAUUUCCAAAGAACAAAGAGCUGAACUUUCAGGACUGCUCUUCAUAGGGGAUGCCAUUCUGCAGAUUAAUGGAAUUAAUGUGAGAAAAUGCAGACAUGAAGAAGUGGUUCAGGUUCUUCGGAAUGCAGGUGAAGAAGUUACCCUAACUGUGUCGUUCCUAAAAAGAGCACCUGCUUUCCUCAAACUGUUGCUGAAUGAAGAUUGUGCCUGUGCUCCAAGUGACCAGAGCAGUGGCACAUCUUCCCCCCUUUGUGACAGUGGCUUGCAUCUCAACUACCAUCCUACCAAUACGGAUACAUUAUCGUGUUCAUCAUGGCCAACUUCACCAGGUCUGAGAUGGGAAAAGAGAUGGUGUGACCUUCGAUUAAUCCCCUUACUUCAUUCACGUUUCUCCCAAUAUCUCCCUGGAUCAGAUUUGUGUCGGCAGAAUGCAUUUCAAGUUAUUGCUGUGGAUGGGGUUUGCAGUGGAAUUAUUCAGUGUCUCUCUGCUGAAGACUGCAUUGAUUGGCUACAAGCAAUAGCAACAAAUAUUUCAAACCUCACAAAGCACAAUAUUAAAAAAAUCAAUAGGAACUUCCCUGUAAACCAGCAGAUAGUCUACAUGGGCUGGACUGAAGAACGAGAACAAGAUUCCCUUCAAGAUCGGAAGUACACACCAAAGUUUUUAGCACUGAGAGGUUCUUCUCUUUAUAAGUUUCUGGCACCUCCAGUAACUACUUGGGACUGGACACGAGCAGAAAAAACAUUCUCAGUUUAUGAGAUUAUGUUUAAAAUCUUCAAGGACAGUGAUCUAUUGGACCGUCGGAAACACUGCUUUGGAGUCCAAUCAGAAACCGGAGAGGACCUCUACUUUUCAGUGGAGUUAGAGUGUGACCUAGCCCAAUGGGAGAAAGCCUUUCAAACGGCAACUUUUUUAGAAGUUGAAAGGAUACAGUGCAAGACCUAUGCCUGUGUACUGGAAAGUCAUCUAAUGGGACUAACUAUUGACUUUAGUAUGGGAUUUGUCUGCUUUGAUGCUGCAACAAAGGCUGUACUUUGGAGAUACAAGUUUUCUCAGCUUAAAGGUUCUUCAGAUGAUGGCAAAAGCAAAAUCAAAUUUUUGUUUCAGAAUCCAGAUACUAAGCAGAUUGAAGCAAAGGAGCUGGAGUUUUCCAAUCUGUUUGCUGUUCUCCACUGUAUCCAUUCCUUCUUUGCUGCCAAAGUGGCUUGUUUGGACCCUCUAUAUUUAGGCAAUCAGGCCUCUGCCUCUGCUUCUACUUCUGCCUCAUCUGCUGCUACUGGCAAAGUAAAAUAUACAACCUGACACCCCACACUUCAUACUGCCACAAAUACAUAAACUGUGCGUAUAAAUAUUCAUCGCUACUAGUCCCUGGAAAAACCACAAAUUCACCAAUUCAAGAGACAAGUCUAUAUUGCAAUUUCAGCAGAAAGAAAUGCCACAAUGGAUCAUGAACUCCUCUCAGUUCUGCAAGACAUCUGUAAAUAAUCCUAGCUGAAAACCAACUAUAGGAUGGAUAUGCUUUUACUAUGAUUUGUACCAACAUACUGCUUCAAGCAAAAAGUAGAGACAAAAGAUUAAUGAUAUGAAGAAACACAAAUAUCCAAUAAAAUUUUCAACUGCCCAUAAGAAACUACAAAUGGAAUGGUCAUUUUCUUCUUUCCAGGUUAUUUUCUAUGAUAAUGUGCUAGGCCCUGAGCCUGAACUAAUACCACAACUAUGUAUUAUAAGUGACAUAAAGCAAGCAAGAGACAGACCCCUGUGGCCAUCAGGAGACUAGCAUGAAAGACAUCUGUCUAAGUACCUCCUCAAGGAAGAAAGCACUUUAAUACACAUGAUAAUUUUUUACCUGUGCUCCCUCUCCAUAGUGUAUGUAUCACUGUCAUUCUGCUCUCAUUGCAUUUUAUCUUUAGUCAUCUGUAAUCCAACUGUAAAGGGAUAACCAUGCUGGCUCAUCCUAGACAAAAUGUGAAAAUGGCCUCCUUUCAUCUGGGAUCACUGCUUUACUAACUUUCCAGGCAUAGGCCUUAAUUGCCAAUUAAAAAUGAAAACCACCUGUUAUUUAAUUAUGACUGAUGCAAUUGAGUUUGGUAGCUCUUUUAUUUCUAUCUUCAUUGUGUUUUAAGUGUGUUUUAAAUCUAAUGUGCUUUAUUGACCUAACAGAAACACUCCUAUUGUCUGUGUCCUAACAAAUUUUUCAUUAGGAAAUAUGCUAGAAGACAUGAGAGAGAAUAAAUGAAGGAAGUAUCUGUUACUCAGUGUCUAUUAUUAGCCAAUCAGGUAUUCAAAUUCCCUUAGAAAGUCAAGGUCAAGGAUUUGUUAGCUCAAUGGCAUUGGUACUUUAAAAUACCACUGUUAAAGGAAAAUGACAUUGCAGUCUCUGGAGAUUGCACCUUGCUCAUAGUGCACGAAUUUAUUGUGUCUUCUUGAUGUUUUGACUCAUGAUGAAUGUAAAAUGGAGAAGCUAUAAAUUUGGAAUCGUCCAUGCCUCUUCCACUGGUUAGACUCCAAAGAUACACUACUUGAAUACCCUGGGCCGUGGUCUUGGCCCUAAGAUAAGGCUUUAAUGGGAGCUUCAUAUAUAUAUUCAAGCCCCACUCCCAUUUUUUCACAUUAAUUUUGCACUAACACAAAUUUUUGAAUGUGACCAAAUAUUUGGUAUUCACUUUGUGUGUGACCUAAUAUUUAAAAAAAAGAUGAAAAGUCUUUUCUUUAAAGCAAGAGUUGAUCCCUUAAAAGAGAACUAUUAUUUAUAAAGAGAGCACAUAGAAGUUAUGUUCACAUUCUAUUGUUUCCAUAGAUUUUAUGAAUGAGUAACCAGACAAAUUUUUUACUCCUUAAUUGUCAUUAAAUGUGUUGAAGGGAAAACAUUUCUAAAGAUCAAGAAGAACCACAUAAGAAAGUGAUAUUUUUCCAGUUUUAAAGCAUUUGCUUGUAACUCAUUUAUUGUAGGAUGCUAUUAAAUCUAACAGCCAGUCGUUACUUACUAGGUAGGGGAGAGCUUUGCUUCUGGUUUUUUAAUAUAGUUUAUAACCACUCUGCCUUAGCUCUUUGAAGGUUUGAGUCUAAUAACAUUAUUCUGAGUGUGUUUGGAAUGUAUGUUGUAAUUAAUGUGUGGUCAAAAUGUUCUGAGUCUUGAAGAACUUAUUUUAUGAAAAUAUUUGCCAAAUGUGUGGUUAUUGUGUCUCAUACACAUGUAAGAUGUGCAAAUUUAACUUUCCCAUGUAUUCAUGAGAAAGCAUACAUUCCAAAGGUUCUAAAUGUGAAAUUAUUUAGCUUAAGGAAAUUUUAGUUGGAAACAUCUUUUUAGUUACUAAAAAUAACUAACACUAUUUAACAAUCCAAUUUUAACUUAUCAGGAUUUCUUUUAUUUAUAUUAGCACCUGUAUUUCUAGGAUUAAUUCUGAUUGACCAUAACAUUUAAAUUAUAUAACAAAUGUUCAUACUGUCAGGUGGAUGUUGAGGGGCAAAAUAUGCAUAGUAUAACCAUUUGGGAAUUAUGUUAGUUAAUUAAAUUUCAUCAGGUAGCUAGCUGAGUAAUGAUUUGCUUAUUUGAUCUUAUCAACUAAAAUAUUUAAUUAUAGAUAUCUUUAUCUUAUUUUUUUGGUAUUAGGAUAUAAAAUCAGUUUACAAUUCAAAAUCCAUUUGAAUUAUGGGUGGCCAGCUUGGAAAAUUUUGUGAACUUGGCCUUAGGAAGAAGUGAUGAUUUCAGGUUGAAAAGAUGAUAUAGAAAUAUGGCUAUAUUUAUUAAAAUAUUUUUCCAUCUGCAAACUCAGAAUGAUAUGUUGUAACUCAAAUAUAGUGGUACUAUUUGAUACAGAACAUUUAAAAGUCUUAAAUACCAAUAUUAAUAUUAAAUAUUUUUUCAAAUUAUUUAAAACUAUGGUCUAGAAAAGUUACUUUUUUCUUCCAAGAGAAUAAGUAAUUAAAAUUAAAAUUCUAUAGUAGGAAAAAUAAUUUUGUAAGGUAUUAUUCAUCCCCUACUCUAAUGUAAAAAAAAAUUAAGUACUUAAUUGUCAUUAGGGCUAUUGUUUUUUUUUUGUUUGUUUGUUUGUUUUUGGAGGGGAUGGGUCAUUUGUUUUGAGUGUGGUAGUACACUGACAAGUUUUUUUUUUUUUUUUACUAAUUAUGUUGGGAUCCAACUUGAAAAACAAAACCAAAUUGAAUAUGUUAGUAUUCAUAUAAAUAGGGUCAGACUCUUCAUUUGCAUAAUUCAGUAGAAUGUUUUCUCUAAAUCUAGGAGCUAUAAGAUGUGGGGUUUUUGAAUUCCCAGAUAAUUUUCAUCAUGGAGAGUAUUGGAAUCCCUACAAAAUAUCAAGAACCAUUCAUAUUUUUUUAGUGUGAGUAUAUAUAUAUAUAUAUAUACAUAUAUAUAUAUAUGUCAGAAAUUGCUAAAUUUUAAAAAUCAGUUUGAUUUACUAUUUUAUUGAUUAAAAAUCAAUGGAGAUAUUAAUAAUUCAGAUUAAAUUUCAGUGCUCUUUGUACUUUAUUUUUUUUGAUACAUUGUAGUCAAACAUUUACCAACAAACCAGUGUAAUGAAAUUCUUAUUAAUAGAAGCUUUAGGAUGUCGGUGUAUGACAAGUAGAGAAGGGACUAUUUUAUGUUUCAAUUGGUCAUAUGAGUUAGCUCAUAACCACUAUUGAUGGGCAAUCUGGAUCCCAGUCACUGGGAUCUAGUAUACUUCACUAAAAGCUCUCUAACCCCUUUGCAACUGAUAGUACUGUUAUCUCCAUGUUCCUGCUGUUUGCUUCCUCUAACAAGCCAAUUUUAUAUAAACAUGAAUGAAGUCUACAUAGACAUAAUUUUUAGAGGCCCAAUUACGGACAACUAGGUGGUAUGAGAAUGUGUUUUGGAGUAGAGUAGAAGUCCAACAUUGACUUUUAGACAGUGAUUCUGCUCUAUUCCCACUACUUCUAACCAUUGUGGAAUUCUCCAAGUAUAUCCACCAUUAAACAGAAUGAAAGGUCUACUAUGAGGAAUAAAGAAUUAUUCCUAAAAGGAGUAAAAUAAAAUCCAUUGUAAUGCUAAAUACAAUUCCCAUAUAAUACACUAAUAAUUUGAAAACGAAUUUGGAAUAUCAAUAUUAACCUUUUAAAAUUGUAACUAAAGAGAAAGAAAUGAAUGGACAAUUCAUUUUGAAACUUGCUAGAUCCUGGCUUUUUUCCUAGUCUUUUACUAAGAUAAAGAAAUUUGUUUGUCUCCCAUAAUAUAUAAAAUGGUGAUUAAACAAGAAAAAUAUUACCUAUAAAUUCUAAGCUAUUAAUAUACAUGUAUAUCAUGGGCAUAAAUACUUUCUAAAUUUAGACUAUGUUCUAGUUUAAGUUAAAAUUCAUGUCAUUAUCAAUAGUUAUACUAAUGCUUUAAUAAGAAUGAUGAAGCUCAAUUAAUAUUUUACAUGAUUACCUUAGCAACAUGCUAAUUAAAAUAUAUUUUAAUUCUAUUCAUCAAUUAAUAGCUUUAUUUUGUUUUUGCUAUAUAACUAAUAAAUACUGUUUAUUAUUGUUCAAAUUAUAUGAAUGAGAAUUCUUAGAAAUGGUGAAAUAGUGGUCAAGUAAACUAUAUUCCCAUAUGAUUUAGGUUAAGCUGCAUGAAAUUUAUUCAUCACAAUCCCUAGAAACAUCUAUAGUUGUAUAUAAAAAUACAACACUUGAAUGGCAAAAUCUUCAGGCACCUAAUCACACAUUAUAAAUGUUAACCCCUUCAGUGCCUUGGUGUUGUUGGUUUUUUUUUUUUUCAUUAUAAAAAUCCUUUUAGUCCUGUUCCCUGUACAAUAAUGUACAUACUGCAGAGUAAAAAAGGAUAUUUUACAGCAUUAUCUAGCAUAGAAGGGGUUAAAGUAUUGCUUAAUACUUUUAUUUAUAUUUGUAAAAUGUUUGAUUUACUCUUCACGAUGACACUUCCAUUUUAUUUUUGACAUGUCUUUGGUUGUAGGAUAUUUUUUUAAAAUGUCAUUUAAUUUGCUAUGUUAUCAGACAGUAUUUAGUUUUUUUGGGAAAGUUAAUAGCUAAGAGAAAACAAGAAAAUACAAACUAGGUAUUACCAUCAAAGUGUCUUGUCAAAUCUUUUAUUAGGGAAAAAUAAAACUUUUCCUACUCAGUUUCAUGUUUUCUAAAUUUACUUAUGAUAUGUUAAAACUCCCAAUUAAUUCCCUCCUUCCUUCCUUCCCUUCCCUCAUUAGAGAAGGCAUUGAUUGACAAAAAAUAUUGAAAAUUAUGCCUUGUUUUAUUUAUCAGUUCUUUCUCUGGAGGGGGACAAACACAAGACACUCUUCAGAGAACAUUUCUGUUACUGUAUAUAAUGUUUUGUUGCUUCUGCUCAUUUCACUUUUCAUAGUUUCAAGUAGGUCUCUCCAUGUUUUUUUUUUCAAAAUUAACCUGUUUGUCAUUUCUUACCACACAGUAAUAUUCCAUCACAAUUAUGUGCCACAACUUUUUUAGCCAUUUCACAAUUGAUGGACAUCCCUUCAAUUUCCAGUUCUUUGCUACCACAAAGAGAAUAAUUUAAAAAAUUUUGAAUAUGUGGUUUCUUUUCCUUUUUUUCUGAGCAUUUUAGGAAAUAAACCUAAUAGCUCUAUUGCUAAGUCAAAAGUUAUACAUAGUUUUAUAACUCUUUGAACAUAAUUCCAAAUUGCUGUGCAAGAUGGUUGAGUCAGUUCACCAUUCUGCUAACAGUAGAUUACUGUCCCCGUUUUCCCACAUCCCCUCCAACAUUUGUCAUUUUUAUCUUUUAUCAUUUUAACUAAUCUGCUCACAUUUCAGAGAUAUUCCUAACUUUGAAUUUGAAAAUGUUUGCCCACUGGAUUUUCAUUCAGCAACAACUUGAAAAUCUGCAUUGAUUCCUUGCUAGCAAUGUCAGGAGAGAGGUAUACUAUAGUGUUUUUAGUUCUUAUACAAACCUUCCUUUACUAUGCUAUAACAUAAAGAUCAAAUACUAACAUUUCAAAGAAUCCCACACUUCACUGGCCUUGAGAAAAGUCAUGAUCAUGAAUGAAUUGGGUCUACUAUUAGAAAACAGAAGGCUGAAGAAGCUUAAAAAGCACAAGGGGAGUCUUGUGUUUCUUUAAGGUAAGUAUAAAUAUGUCCAUAGUUAAGAACCACUGCCCCUAAUUUCCUAUGAACAUCACUGUACUUAAUAGACCUUCUUAAAGGAAUUGCUAUUUCAUAUCUCCAAAAUCUUGGCUUUUUGAUUUCUUUUUAUUCUUGAAAAAAAUUUCAAACAUACUAUCAUUUAUUUGCACAUUAAAUUUGUUUUUGAGAAUAAAUUUUAAAAGUGUUCUAUAUUUUAUAAAUAUGAAAAAUUGCAAUGAUUAUAGAAAGUUAAACUAUAAAAAUAUUUAUUUCAUUUUUAAUUGUUUUGGUGGAUGUUUGUAAAAUGUAAAUUAAUAUUUGUGACAGUCACUUAGAUGUUUAAGUUCAUUAAUGUACUACUAAUUAACUGUACUUUUGUAAUGGAGCAUACUGAAAAAUAGAAAAUAAAUAAUUUUUACUA
Messenger RNA from Monodelphis domestica (gray short-tailed opossum), 8874 nucleotides. It is a transcript of the gene SNTG1, whose product is annotated as syntrophin gamma 1. The record is from RefSeq and is a predicted model, not a curated record. Lineage: Eukaryota; Metazoa; Chordata; Mammalia; Didelphimorphia; Didelphidae. Gene Ontology annotation, molecular function: structural molecule activity; protein binding. Gene Ontology annotation, cellular component: intracellular anatomical structure; dystrophin-associated glycoprotein complex.